CUCAGAAUAUUCAGGUCGUGUGCAGUACAGUUCUAAUAACAAGGACUGCACUCUGAGAAUCUCAGACCUGAGAGAGAGAGACUCAGCUGUGUACAAGUUCAUGUUCACAACAAACCAAGAAGGUGGAAGAUAUACCGGUUCACCUGGAGUCACUUUGUCUGUCACAGCAGGUCUCCAGGUGAUAUCACAUUCUAACUGGCUGGAGUGUCGGAGCAGUUGUCGUCUACCUAAUAAUCCUUCCUAUGUCUGGUACAAGAAUGGACAGGAAAUUCAGGCAAAAACAUCUUAUUAUUUAUACCCUGUGUAUAAUUCAGACAGCUAUUCCUGUGCUCUUCAAGGAUAUAAGGAUUUCCCCUCUCCUUCAGUGUGUGUCCAAGGUGAAUCCUGCAACAGAGUGACGUACACUGACAGAAGCAUCUGUGCCUCUAAAGGCUCUUCAGUGGACAUUUCUUGCUUGUACAACAGCUACAAUUAUCCUGACAAAUCAACAUUCUGGUUCAGUCGUGAGCGUAAUCAUGGAGGGCAGAAUCCUUCCCAGCCUGAAGACCUUAGUACAGACUCCCAGUAUACAGGUCGUGUUCAUGUAGAAACAGAGAGAGGACGCUCCACUCUGAGAAUCUCUGACCUGAGAGAGAGAGACUCAGCUGAGUAUCACUUCAAGUUCAUAACACCAAGAUUUGAAUGGAGGAGUUUACCUGGAACAACUCUGACUGUCACAGCUCUGCAGGUGCAGGUGAUCAGAGUCUAUCAGUCUUCUACCGAGGCAGAGCUGAAGUGUCACAGCAGCUGCAGUCCAGCUGGUGGUCUCUCCUACGUCUGGUUCAAGAACAGAGAACACAUUACCUCGGUGGAGACAUCUACUUAUACAACCUGGUUUUAUCCCACAGACGUCUUCUCCUGUGGGUUGAAAGGACAUGAGAAGUUCCCCUCUCCUUCAGUGUUGAUACAGGGUCAGUAUGGCUGGGGAGUGACUUACACCUCUACUCCGAUCUGUGCUGUUAAAGGAUCAACAGUGGAAAUACACUGCAGCUACACAUACCCAUCCUGGUGGAAAGGCAGUUAUACUAGAGUUCAGAGAACAUUAUGGUUUACUAAAAUGAAUAAUAAUGAACCUUUAGAUCUGACAACAGACUCAGAAUAUUCAGGUCAUGUGCAGUACAGUUCUAAUAACAAGGACUGCACUCUGAGAAUCUCAGACCUGAGAGAGAGAGACUCAGCUGUGUACAAGUUCAGGUUCAUAACAAACCAAGAAGGUGGAAGAUAUACCGGUUCACAUGGAGUCACUUUGUCUGUCACAGGUCUCCAGGUGCAGAUACGUGGAUCAAGAUCAUGCUUUUCUAAAACCUGUACAUGGGCAGAGUUGAAGUGUCACAGCAGUUGUAGCCUACCUGGUCGUUCUUCCUACCUCUGGUACAAGAAUGGAGAGAAAAUAAAUAAAGAAACAUCUUCUUAUUCAGACUACUUUUAUCCUCCUGACAGCUAUUCCUGCGCCCUUAAUGCAUAUAAGGAUCCCCCCUCUCCUUCAGUGUGUGGCCAUGGACAUUCAUGCAACACAGUGAUGUACACUGACAGAAGCGUCUGCGCCUUCAAAGGUUCUUCAGUGGACAUUUCUUGCAUGUACAGCAGUUAUGAAUCUAUCACAUCUAAAUUUUGGUUCAGUCCUGAACGUAGUCGUCGUUGGCAGAAUCCUUCCCAGCCUGAAGACCUUAGUACAGACUCCCAGUAUACAGGUCGUGUUCAUGUUGAAACAGAGAGAGGACGCUCCACUCUGAGAAUCUCUGACCUGAGAGAGAGCGACUCAGCUGAGUAUCACUUCAAAUUCAAGACACCAAACUUUGAAUGGAGGAGUAGUUUACCUGGAACAACUCUGACUGUCACAGAUCAAGAUCUGCAGGUGCAGGUGAUCUGGUCUUCGACUGGUCCAAAGCUGAUUUGUCACAGCAGCUGUCUUACUGACCGCUCUUCCUUCCUUUGGUACAAGAAUGGAACAAUGAUUCAGGGAGAAAGAUCUCCUUCUUACGGAGGUCAGGUUGAUCCUGCAGACAGCUAUUCCUGUUCUUACCAGAAAUACCGCUCUACUCCAGUGUAUGCUCCGAAACCUUUCUCUGUGUCGAGGACUCCCCCUGGUGACAUUAUGAAGAAUGAUUCAGUGACUCUGACCUGUAGCAGUGAUGCUAACCCAGAAGCUAAAUACACCUGGUACAAGGGGAACCAAAAACUGCUCAUUGAAGAACCACAGCUCGUCUUCAGCUCCAUCCAGCCCUCUGACUCUGGACAGUAUUACUGUUCAGCUCAGAAUGAGCUCGGGAGGAGGACAUCUGAAGCUGUAUUCAUUAAUGUGAAUUAUGCUCCAAUGCUUCCCUCUGUGUCAGUGAGUCCCUCUGCUGAGAUAGUGGAGGGCAGUUCAGUGACUCUGACCUGUAGCAGUGAUGCUAACCCAGCAGCUAACUACACCUGGUACAAGGAGAAUGAAGACUCACCAAAAGCAUCAGGACAGAUCUUCACCAUCACUGACUUCAGAGCUGAACACAGUGGGAAAUAUUACUGUGAAGCCCAGAACAGAAGAGGACGUCAGAACUCCACCUUACAUCUGAUUGUUGUAGCAGGUGCAUGGAAAUCAGCAGCUACAGGAACAAUCACUGCUGUUCUCCUGGUUAUCCUACUCCUCGCCGCCUUCCUGUGGAUCAGAAGAAAAAAGAAGUCUGUCACGCAACAGUCUAAAGGUGGAGAGAGACUUGACAACAGAGCACAGAUAAACAUGGGUACAGCUGCAACACAGAGACAACCAACAGAACAGGAAGAUGACCUUAACUACUCCAUCAUCAGCUUCCCUCAGAACCAGGAAGACGCUCUCUACUCCAACAUCAGGCCCCCUCAGCCCCGCAGGCACACAGAGGAGCAGGACGAUGGUGUUGAUUACACCACUGUCAAAACUGAGAAUGCCAGUAGCGCCCCAGGAACAAGACGUCAAGACGAUUUUGCACUGUACAGCACGGUCAACAAAACUCAACAUUGAUCUGUGGUCUGUUAUUUAUUAUUUUUGCACUUUGUUUAAGCAGGUAGCCAUGGUUAGAAAUAUUGUGCAUUCCUCAGGACAGACAUGGCCAUGUGCAGCAUAAGGCUAUAGAAAAACAUAUGUGGGUUGUGUAAAAAUUGGUUUAUUUGCUCAUUGUUCUUUUAAGGGUUGGUUAACCCAAAUUACAAAAACAGACAUUUUCUCACUUACCCCUGGUAUCUAACCACAGACAUUUUUUUGUACUUGCCCACCAUGGACUGUUAAUAUUAAUGGACAAAGCAUCUGGUUCAGCAAAGUGCUGCAAAUGCCGAAGUGCCUUAAACCUGCAUUCUAUCUGAAUUCCAGCAGGGGGCGACACAUGCGAUUGCAAAAGGAGUUCGGUCGACUCAACGACUCAUAGCAGAUCUCCACAAACCAAUGGGUGACGUCACACAUGCUCUGUCCAUUAAUAUUAAAGGUCCCAUGGCAUGAAAACUUC
Perca fluviatilis (European perch) is the source of this 3494-nucleotide messenger RNA. Its product is annotated as titin-like. The transcript is spliced from 15 exons. NCBI's taxonomy places the organism in Eukaryota, Metazoa, Chordata, Actinopteri, Perciformes, Percidae. The record is from RefSeq and is a predicted model, not a curated record. The coding region runs from base 101 to 3016 and encodes 971 amino acids.